AUGAUGGGGUGUUUAUGUUCCAAAUCAAAAUCCGGUUCUUUCAAAAUUAAGUCAAGUGACAGCAAGAAAAAAGAAAAAGGUUAUUCUUGGGAAAACAAAGAAGAUGUCAAUCCUAAAGACUUUACUAUUGAAAAUGUGAAGGACGAAACUAUUGUUCGAUUGCCUGGUUCCGUGAAAGGACAGCAGUUCAUUAUUCAAAAUUGUGAGAAUAGCAACAUCUAUAUUUAUGACUACAUCAACACCAUUACAGUUGACGAUUGCAAUGGGUGCAAUAUUUUUAUCGGACCUACGAAAGGAAGUGUUUUCUUGAGAGAUUGUGCAGAGUGUCGAUUCUUGAUAGUUUGCCAGCAGUUCCGAUCCAGGGACUGCAAGUUGGUGGAUAUUUUUCUUUGUUGUGCUACACAGCCUAUCAUCGAGUCAUGCAGUGAUAUACGCUUUGGUUGCUUUUGUUACAACUACUCCUUAUUAGAAGAUCAAUUCAAAAAUGCCCAUCUGAGUAUCUUCAAUAAUAAUUGGAGCAACAUCCAUGAUUUCACGCCUGCCGAAGAGGAUAGGAAUUGGAGUUUACUGCCAAAGGAUGCAAGAAUUGAAGACUUCUUUCCCUUGCCAGCUCCAGAGAAACUGGGAGAUUUGCAAAUUAUGACUGAUCCUCAAAGUAGCCUUGUUCCUCAGACACAUGGCUGUUUACAAAGAAUAUCAAUGCAGUACUGCCUUGUAGUUUUCUUCUCUGAUGGUCAUGCACAAAAUCGGGCCCUGUCACUCAUCAAAGAAUUGGAACAGACUGACAACAUACUUCUUCGUACAAAGGAAGUCUUACUUGAAGAACAAGCUGCUGAGCGAAUAUUUGGCACCAAUGCAUACAAUAAAAUUGUCAAAAGAGGUCCUGUCAUUGCUUUGGAGUACAAUGGAAAGGACUGUAUGAACAUAUGUUUUGAAACAGCAAAAAACAUCGCCACUGCAACAGGAUGCACUGGUCUGAUCUACGUCAGCACAUGCGCUAAAACUGCCCGCAAACAAAUUGAGAGUUUCUUCAGUCAUGCGGACAUGCAACUAUCUAGUCAAUAA
Messenger RNA from Uloborus diversus, 1065 nucleotides. RefSeq names its product protein XRP2-like. Bases 1 to 1065 code for a protein of 354 amino acids. The record is from RefSeq and is a predicted model, not a curated record. NCBI's taxonomy places the organism in Eukaryota, Metazoa, Arthropoda, Arachnida, Araneae, Uloboridae. The transcript has 9 exons. Gene Ontology annotation, biological process: post-Golgi vesicle-mediated transport. Gene Ontology annotation, molecular function: GTPase activator activity. Gene Ontology annotation, cellular component: periciliary membrane compartment; cilium.